This is a messenger RNA of Peronospora farinosa, 597 nucleotides long. The record is from the annotation of a GenBank genome assembly. NCBI's taxonomy places the organism in Eukaryota, Oomycota, Peronosporomycetes, Peronosporales, Peronosporaceae.
AUGGUCCUCAAGAUUCGCCACGAUGCCCCUGCCUUUACGGCUGAGGCCGUCAUCAAUGGAGAGUUCAAGACUGUGUCAUUGUCGGACUACAAGGGCAAGUACGUUGUACUAUUCUUUUACCCGAUGGACUUUACGUUCGUGUGCCCAACGGAAAUCAUCGCGUUCAGUGAAAAAGCUGCAGAGUUUCGUAAACUCGGGUGCGAGGUGCUUGGCUGCAGCGUGGAUUCCAAGUUUUCGCACUUGGCGUGGAUCAACACGCCCCGGAAAAAGGGUGGUCUCGGUGAGCUCGACAUCCCUCUUAUCUCUGACUAUAACAAGGAGAUCGCGAAAGCCUAUGACGUCUUGAUUGACGUAGGUGAGGAUAUCGGUGCCACUUUUCGUGGUCUUUUCAUCAUUGAUGGAGAGGGCAAGUUGCGUCAAAGCACGGUGAACGACUGCCCCGUUGGUCGCAACGUGGACGAAAUUCUGCGUCUCGUGGAAGCGUUCCAGUUCACGGACGAGCACGGUGAAGUGUGUCCUGCUAACUGGAAAAAGGGAAGCAAGACGAUCAAGCCAACGGUGGCUGAAUCGAAAGAGUACUUUGAGGCAGCUCACUAA